UCCCCCUGUGAAUAACCUCGAGUUGCAGAUACUUUCAAGGUCUUUCUGUAUAGAGUGGUUCGAAUAUGUCGGCUUUGGAGCAUGAUGAUAAUAUAGUAGAUGUUCAGUUAGUCUAGUGAUGGAAAUAUUUUUAAAAAGCUUCAAAGAUCAUUUGAAAUGAGACAUCUUGAUUCCUACACCUAAUAAUUCUAUUAACAGAUAAAAUUAGCACCUUCAUGAGUAAAGAACAAAAACAACUAACAGAAGAAAUAAAGCAAGUAAUGAAUGAUUCUAAUAAAGGCCUUAAAAGAGUGCAAAGCUUACGAAAAAUAAAUGACGAAGCGAUAAGAAAAAAGGAAAAUUGUGGUGAUAUUUUCACUAAAGUUACUAUUCCAAGAAGUGGAAGCUUCUUAAAUACUGGAGGAUUAACUAGGUACAAAAAUAAAGGAUCCAGGAACAAUGAAUCUGCUAGUGGUGGUUCUCCGUUAGGUUUCAAAGAGAUUUUCCAUGAAUUAUCGAUGCAAGAAAAUUUACACUCUAUGGAUGAAAUUUUAUCAGUAAUAAUUGAUCCAGAUGGAAUGUCUUUUAAUGAUCUUAAACCCAUUUACAAAGAAUUUCUGCUCAAAUUAGCACUCACGUUAACUAAGGAUGAGUUGUACAUGAAAAGUAAGAGUAUUAUGAGGAGACAUAAAAAGAAAACCGUGAAAAGCGAUUCGAGGGUCGACUCCAAAUUACCUGAAAGUAGUAUUAGUACUUCUUCAUAUGAUACAAGACCGUUCAGAACUAAGGAUGAAUUGGUUGGUAAGAAGACGAGUUAUAAAAAGAAGACACAUGGUGAAUUUAAUAAACAUCGAAGAAGAGAUAGGACAAGCACCAGUGAGGAAUCAGACUUUUUCUCAUUGAAACGUCAAAACAAAUACAGCAAAUCAACAAAUAACUUGUUAGCUUUAAACCAGAAUAGAAAUUCAUCAUCAGGCUAUGUCUCUUGUUCUGAAUGUUCAUACGAUUCUGACACUUGUACCUGUGUUUCCGCAGACAAAUGCUAUUGUAGCUUAGGCCACAGGAAUUUUGAAACUCAUCGGAAAAAUAAUAGUUCUCAAGAAAACAGAUGUGUCAUUUGUGCAGACGAUCCCAGCUUAACUUACUGCGGAUGCGAUACUGAUUCUUGUGCAGAAUCAAAUAAAUGCUACUGCCAAUAUGGUAGCCAAAAGAAAACUAGGAGCAAGUCACAUUCGCAUUAUAGAAACUGCAAUAAAUUAUCCAAGGGUGAGAGACACGAGCAUAGGAAAUUGUGUAAGAGUACUUCGAAUACUAAAAGUACGAAAAGUUUGGAGUACAUGCCGAAUCCUAGUGAUGGCUACUACGAAAAACUCCGAAGUAAACAAAAAUUCGGCAGCGAAAGAGUUCCAUCACAAUACUAUAGUACACGUCAAAGCUUGCAAAGAAAACGUCGUAACAGUCACACAGGUAUAGGAGGUAUUUCCUCUCUAACAAAUGAAGACUUGGUAGCUCUCCACAACGCCCAAAUGUGUUUGGCAGGUGGAAAGCUGUCAGCUAUGGAUAUGGAGUUACUUAAGCUGGCCACGCGCAACGAUUAUGCAGGUUUCGAUGCUUUGAAAGAGGCAAUUUGUGGAGCUAAUUUAACUGAAAAUAUUAGAGAGUAUUGGAGUGGGACUAGACAGGUUGGAAUGAUGGAACAAGGUCUUCAAAAAGUCCAAUCAGCAAUAACGACAGGGGCUUGCACAGAAGCUUUGUCAGUCAAAAAAUCAGCAGAAAUUGCUGCACUAUUUGCUGAUAUUAAGCUCAGCCAAACUACCGAUAUCACUCAUUUGGCACCUGCUGGAUUUGACAUUAACAGAAGAAAUAAUUAUAAUGUGGAAAAAUCUAUACAUGCAAAAUAUAGUAAACCAAAUAAAGUUCCGUCAUCUAGAUCAUCGGACAAUAGCAAAUCUAUUCAAUACCAUCACAAAUCGGCGAUGUCCAAUAAUGCCUAUGCCAGACCCAAUUCGAUUAAAAAUAAAUCGAAAUUAUAUUCAGCUAAAAAUGGUUUGUACACUAUACAAAGCCAAUCCGAUGAAAGUCGUCAUAGUGGUAGUAGAAGGUCGAGUUUGAGUGGAGAAGGUUCUAGAAAAUUAUCAGGAGAAAAAGAUAGAUAUGGUAGCAAGAGGAAUAUUAGUUCUAAUAUUGAGAAUUCGUUAGGGUAUUUGCCUUAAAAAUAUAUAUUUAUGUAGGUUUAUUUUCAAGCUUUUUUCCUGAGUAUACUGAGAAAUAUUAGGUAGACUGUUAAGUGAAUUUCAUAUUGCUAUAUAUUUUUGGGAAAUCAAGUUAUAAAGGCGAAAAUUAAUUUGAUAUUUCACUAAGAGGAUAAGAAUGUUAUUGUAGAUUAUAGAAAAUUCUUGCCUUCUUGUCUGAAAAAUAUUUUAUAACAAUUAAGUAAAUUAUUGUUUUCCAAAUGUUUUAACUCGGUUUUUAAUAUUAGGAUAAAAUUAAUAAAUAUUACAUUAUAAUAUAGAAAUUAAUUUACUUUAUAAAUGGAAACACGUUUGUGAUUUCUGACAAUAAUUUGUGCAAUAUUUAAAAACAAGUGAUACAUUAUUUUAUUCUUUUUGUAAAUACUAAAUGCCAUAUUAAAUAAGAAAGUGCUAAAAAAAAUACUGAGUAUAUUUUGGGAAAUGUGCAAUUUUAUGUAACUUGGGUGCAAUAUAUUUUUCAGCCAGAAACUCACAGUGUAUUACCUAAGUAUGUAGGUUGAAAAUCCUGGAAACAAAAUAACAAUGUUAUUUAGCUUCGGGAUUUUUAUCAAAAAAACAUUUUGUACAAAUUUUAUUAGGUUUUUGGUAAUAUCAUGAGGUUUUUGGUUGGAUCGGUGUUAGUGCAAUAUUACAUUGUAUAAACUAUGUUUUUCC
Molecule: messenger RNA, 2885 nt
Organism: Ceutorhynchus assimilis (cabbage seed weevil)
Lineage: Eukaryota; Metazoa; Arthropoda; Insecta; Coleoptera; Curculionidae
Source: the annotation of a GenBank genome assembly